GAAUGAGUACUCGCUUGACCUGUUCCGUCAUAGCUAUGAAAACCACGGACCAAUCAGAGUGGUGUGUGAAUGACAUGAGUGUGAUCUGAUUGGCCGACUCCGUCCGUGAGCUCAGUAGUAAUGAAUGGCAGAUGACUGCGCGCACGCGCUGCCGCACAGAGACGCUUUGCAGGAGAUUUGAACGAGCUCGUGACAGUCAGCCGAGGAAUCUCACCCGCGCGCAUUAAGGCUUCACCAUGACAACGGCGGCUCACGCGCAGGAGCUCUUCAGGCGCGCGCAGGCCGUGUGUUUUGACGUGGACAGCACCGUGAUCCGCGAGGAGGGCAUCGACGAGCUCGCGAAGUUCUGCGGCGUCGGGGACGCGGUCACGGAGAUGACCCGGAGUGCCAUGGGCGGCUCCGUCUCGUUCCACACAGCUCUGAGUGAGCGUCUGUCCAUCAUCAAGUGUUCGAGGGAACAGGUCAACAAACUGCUGACGGACCACCCGCCGCAGCUCACGCCGGGGAUCAGGGAGCUGGUGGAGCGUCUUCAUCAGCGCGGCGUGAAGGUCUUCCUCAUCUCCGGCGGCUUCCGCUGCAUCGUCGAACACGUGGCGUCGCAGCUCCACAUUCCCCUGGACCACGUCUACGCAAACCGCCUCAAGUUUUACUUCAACGGCGAGUACGCUGGGUUCGACGAGUCUCAGCCCACGGCGCAGUCGGGGGGGAAGGGCGCGGUGAUCCGGGGUCUGAAGGAGCGCUACGGCUUCGAGACGGUGGUGAUGAUCGGAGACGGAGCCACUGAUCUGGAGGCCUGUCCUCCUGCGGUGAGUUCCAGAGUGCGUCUCACACACACACACACACACACACCAAAUAUGCCCCGCCGCAGAAGCACGAUAACACACAUCAUUACUGUACGUUCACACCGCCACCGGCGAGAGCGUCAAAGUGGCCGGAAGUCAUUCAUUUUCAUUGAGAGCCGCGGCGCGUUUCGGACGGCGAGAGCGGCGGUAAUAAGCAAUGACGCGGUUCGGCGGCAACCAAUCGGAAUGUAGAAGUGCUCCGUUUGAGAGAAUCCCACAGAACGCAGUCCUGUAAACUUUGGUUCCGGCCACAUUAGUUCCCAAGCAAAAUAGACGAGGUUGAUAAUUUGAAUUUGAUAAGAGGGCGCGCAACGCUAUU
Pimephales promelas (fathead minnow) is the source of this 1161-nucleotide messenger RNA. The record is from RefSeq and is a predicted model, not a curated record. Lineage: Eukaryota; Metazoa; Chordata; Actinopteri; Cypriniformes; Leuciscidae.